Messenger RNA from Temnothorax curvispinosus, 819 nucleotides. RefSeq names its product putative nuclease HARBI1. The annotation marks the transcript as partial. Lineage: Eukaryota; Metazoa; Arthropoda; Insecta; Hymenoptera; Formicidae. The record is from RefSeq and is a predicted model, not a curated record. The transcript is spliced from 2 exons.
GUCAUUUGGGAAGAAUUACAAGAAAAAGUAUUUUUACACCCAACAGCAGACAACUGGCGUAAAGUAGCUGCAGAAUUUGAAACUCUGUGGAAUUAUCCACACUGUAUUGGGGCGGUGGAUGGUAAACAUGUAGACAUUGAUGCUCCACCUAAUAGUGGAUCAACGUUUUAUAAUUACAAAGGGAGACACAGCAUCAAUUUAAUGGCAAUUAGCGAUGCCAAUUACUGUUUUUUAAUGUUAAAUAUUGGCGCUGAAGGACGUCGAAGCGAUGGAGGCGUUUUUCGAAACAGCGAUAUUGGUAUCCAUUUUAACAAUAACAAAAUGGAUCUUCCAAAACCAACCGAAGUAGGAAUAAGUGGACCAAAGCUUCCAUACGUGUUGGUUGCAGAUGAAGCGUUCGCAUUAACGCCAUAUAUGAUGCGACCAUUUCCUCGGACCAAAAAUCUUAAUUUUAGAAAGAAGGUGUUUAACUAUCGUUUAAGCAGAGCUCGACGUGUCGUUGAAAGCGCGUUUGGACUGCUCGUAUCUCGGUGGAGAAUUUAUCGGAAGCCAAUCAGUGCUUCUUUGUCCACAGCUGUGAAAAUUGUUCAAGCAACAACUGCUUUGCAUAACUUUAUGAUACAAAAUGAGUUACUUGCACCGGCAUCGGAAAGAAUAUACUCCAGGAACAACAUAGAAGAUAGUAUAGCGUUAAGUCAAGGAAGCGCAUUUACAGAUAUUGAUGUGCGCAACACGAAUGCGUGUAGUCGAUAUGCUGCAGAAGUGCGAAAUAGUUAUGCUGAUUAUUUUAUGAACUCCGGGGCAGUAGAAUGGCAGUGA